AGGGGGCGUGUCCCGUCACUGGGCUCGCUCUCUGUAUAAAAAGCAGAUCCCUGCAGUAAUCGUUUCUCCUUUUCUCAUUCGGAAAGCAGAGGGUUAGCGGUCCAGGUAAACCACCAUCAUGUCUAUCCAGAAGAUUCAUGCAAGGCAGAUUUUUGACUCCCGUGGUAACCCCACUGUGGAGGUUGACCUCUUUACAGCUAAAGGGUUGUUCCGUGCUGCUGUACCCAGCGGUGCCUCCACUGGUAUCUAUGAGGCACUUGAGCUCCGCGACAAUGAUAAAACCCGCUACCUGGGAAAGGGUGUUAACAGAGCUGUGAAAUAUAUAAACGAGUUUCUGGCACCUGCUUUGACCACCCAGGAUGUAAGUGUUGUGGAUCAAGAGAAGAUUGACCAGCUCAUGCUGGAUAUGGAUGGAACUGAGAACAAAUCCAAGUUUGGUGCCAAUGCCAUUCUGGGAGUGUCCCUAGCGGUGUGCAAGGCUGGUGCUGCUGAGAAGGGAGUUCCCCUUUACCGCCACAUUGCUGACCUAGCUGGGAACCCUGAGGUCAUCCUGCCUGUUCCAGCAUUCAAUGUGAUCAAUGGUGGAUCUCAUGCUGGUAACAAGCUGGCUAUGCAGGAAUUCAUGAUCCUGCCAGUGGGGGCAUCAAGCUUCAAGGAGGCCAUGCGCAUUGGUGCUGAAGUUUAUCACAGCCUGAAGAGUGUGAUCAAGGAGAAGUACGGGCAGGAUGCCACGAAUGUUGGUGAUGAAGGUGGCUUUGCACCAAACAUCCUUGAGAAUAAGGAAGCUCUGGAGCUCCUGAAAACUUCCAUCAACAAAGUUGGAUAUACAGACAAGAUUGUGAUUGGAAUGGAUGUUGCUGCAUCUGAGUUUUACCGUCAAGGAAAGUAUGACCUGGACUUCAAGUCCCCAGAUGAGCCUUCCAGAUACAUCUCACCUGACAAGCUAGCUGACUUGUACAAAGACUUUAUUAAAAAUUAUCCAGUUGUGUCCAUUGAAGAUCCAUUUGAUCAGGAUGACUGGGAAGCAUGGUCAAAGUUCACUGCUGAUGUGGGAAUCCAGGUUGUUGGUGAUGACUUGACUGUGACCAACCCCAAGAGAAUUGAGCAAGCUGUGGCAAAGAAGGCCUGCAACUGCCUUCUCCUGAAGGUUAACCAGAUUGGAACAGUCACAGAAUCUCUACAGGCAUGCAAGCUGGCCCAGACCAAUGGCUGGGGAGUGAUGGUCAGCCAUCGAUCAGGAGAAACUGAAGAUACCUUUAUUGCUGAUCUGGUGGUUGGCCUUUGUACUGGACAGAUCAAGACUGGUGCCCCAUGUAGAUCUGAACGACUUGCAAAGUACAACCAGAUCCUCAGGAUUGAAGAGGAGCUUGGACCCAAGGCUCGUUUUGCUGGUAGAAACUUCAGGAAGCCAAUCAUCAACUGAGCAAUUGCACAGAGCACCUAUCCAUCUUUAUGUAGUCACCAUAAACCUAGUCUGCAGGCAAUGGCCUAAAAUGUUCACUGCUGUAGAGGCCUGAUUUGCAGUGCAGGCCCCUCCAACAGUGAUCACGGUGUUCUAGGCCUCAUCACAACACCGCAGUUUCUGACCUUCCAAUCUCAGAAGCUUUGCUGCUUAAUAGGAUGAUUCUUUGUCUCGCUCUGAGUGCCUGCAUGUUUGUUCCUUUUUUUUUCUAUUGUAACUGGUCCUGAACACUUCAACCUUGUCUAUUUGUACAUUGUCUUGUUGGGAGGCUAGCUUACGGUUUAUGUGCAGAGUUGAGAUGUAGUUUCAUGAAGAGGUAAUAAACUCUUAAGAUUA
Rana temporaria (common frog) is the source of this 1798-nucleotide messenger RNA. It is a transcript of the gene ENO1, whose product is annotated as enolase 1. Gene Ontology annotation, molecular function: magnesium ion binding; phosphopyruvate hydratase activity. Gene Ontology annotation, cellular component: phosphopyruvate hydratase complex. The coding region runs from base 119 to 1423 and encodes 434 amino acids. NCBI's taxonomy places the organism in Eukaryota, Metazoa, Chordata, Amphibia, Anura, Ranidae. The record is from RefSeq and is a predicted model, not a curated record. The transcript is spliced from 12 exons. Gene Ontology annotation, biological process: glycolytic process.